CUUCACUCAUCUGCUGCAACCCUUCAUUGAUCUGGAACCUUGAGCAAAAUCAGUCCUUCAUCCUCCCCCAUAUCAGCCCUCAUUAUCAUGGACACCACAAGGAGCAUCUUCUCCAUCUCGGAGGCACUCUACCACCUGAUUGUCAUGAUGCUGACACUGAGCGAAGGCGUUCAUUCAAUGCCUGUCCCUACUGAUGUCCCCAUGUGCACAGCUACAGAAACUGCCCAGUACAGGCUAAUGUUUACCGGCAAGUGGACCCAAGCAGCUUUUCCUAAACAGUAUCCUGUCUACCGUCCCCCUGCACAGUGGUCCAACCUUAUUGGGGUGACUCACAGCUCUGACUACCACAUCUGGCAGCGUAAUGAGUUUGCCAGCAACGGAGUGAGGGAGUUUGCGGAGAAAGGCGAGGCCUGGACACUCAUGAAGGAAGUCGAGUCGGCCGGCGAACGCAUCCAGAGCGUAUAUGGGAUCCUCUCCGCUCCCGCUGUUGUGGGAGGCACAGGCCAGAUGAACACUGAGUUUGAGGUCUUCGCCAGGCACUCCUAUCUGUCGUUUAUCGUGCGUAUCGUUCCAAGCCCCGACUGGUUUGUGGGUGCGGACAGUGUUGACCUGUGUGAUGGCGCCCACUGGAAAGAGAAUGUGUCGCUGGAACUUUUCCCAUACGAUGCAGGAACUGACAGUGGGUUCACCUUCUCUUCUCCCAACUUUGAGACCAUCCCACAGGACCACAUUACACAGAUCACUUCUUCCUUCCCUAGCCACCCUGCAAACUCAUUUUUCUACCCCCGCUUGAAGCACCUGCCACCCAUUGCCAAGGUAAUGCUGACCAAGAUAAAGAAGACCAAUCAGAUCAUCAGCCUGCCUGUGGAGCCCACCCAGUCCAACCAACUGCCAACAGGAAACGAGAUUGAGGACAAGCUCAUAAAUACCCCUCUGGACUGUGAGGUGUCACUGUGGUCUCCUUGGGGCUUGUGCAAAGGCAAGUGUGGUGACUCAGGCGUGCAGCACCGCACACGCUACAUCCUAAUGCACCCAGCCAACAAUGGAGCUGCCUGCCCCCUGCUGGAGGAAGACAGGAAGUGCUUCCCUGACAACUGUUUAUGACUAGGCCAGGGAAGGAGGGAGAAGAAAGAAAGGAAAGAGAGGAUAGAGAAAAAAGAAAGAAAAA
Molecule: messenger RNA, 1168 nt
Organism: Micropterus dolomieu (smallmouth bass)
Lineage: Eukaryota; Metazoa; Chordata; Actinopteri; Centrarchiformes; Centrarchidae
Gene: spon2b
Product: spondin 2b, extracellular matrix protein
Exons: 6
Coding region: 88-1104 (338 amino acids)
Biological process (GO): cell adhesion
Cellular component (GO): extracellular matrix
Source: RefSeq, a predicted model, not a curated record